AUGGUCUUCAUUGUUACUCCUCUUCCAUCGACGCUUAAUGGAGGUACUCAUAAUGAGAAUGAAGGAGAACAACUUCCCCUUUCAAUCUGCCAUGGUUAUCAUCCAGGUUUGGGUGCAACUUGGAGUGUUUCUGAUGUUUCUAAAGUAUCAACAGUUGCGAUUUUUGGUUUGGGAACUGUUGCACAAGGUGCUAAAAUAAGGGGCGCAUCUACGAUAAUUGGGGUGGACACUAAUCCUGAAAAGAAAGAGAAAGCAAAAGCUUUUGGAGUAACAGAUUUCAUCAACCCAAAUGACAUUAAUGAGACAUUUCAACAGGCUAUCAAGCGACUUACAGACGGUGGUGUAGAAUAUUCAUUUGAAUGCAUUGGAGACACUGAGAUGAUAAAUACAGCUUUGCAUUCUUGCUGUGAUGGGUGGGGUGUGACAGUUACUCUUGGGGUUCCUAAGACAAACCCAAAUGUAGCAUGUCAUUAUGGAUUAUUUAUGACUGGAAGAACACUAAAAGGGUCUCUUUUUAGAGGAUGGAAACCAAAAUUAGAUAUUCCCAGGCUUUGGUGCCACUAUUGUUGA
This is a messenger RNA of Lactuca sativa (garden lettuce), 570 nucleotides long. Its product is annotated as alcohol dehydrogenase-like 6. Gene Ontology annotation, cellular component: cytosol. The record is from RefSeq and is a predicted model, not a curated record. Gene Ontology annotation, biological process: formaldehyde catabolic process. Gene Ontology annotation, molecular function: alcohol dehydrogenase (NAD+) activity; S-(hydroxymethyl)glutathione dehydrogenase [NAD(P)+] activity; zinc ion binding. Lineage: Eukaryota; Viridiplantae; Streptophyta; Magnoliopsida; Asterales; Asteraceae.